AUGUUUAUUCUAUCUGUGGAUCAUGUCUUCAGCCUCAUUCUUACUCGAGGUUUCGAAACGGCCCAGCUUGUUAUUUCCGAAUCGGGCGAAUUCUCCGCCGUGCAAGUCGUGAUGGCUCCUCCAUUUCAGGUUGUGGAAAGCAAGACCAUUGAUGGCACCAUCAUCAGAGGCCGGUUCUAUGCCGUGGAUGGCAAAGGACCCGUCAUUAUCAUGACUCCGGGGUUCAAUUGCGUCAAAGAAAUGUUGCUCCCCGACAUUGCAGAGAUAUUCCAAUCACAAGGCUUCAAUGCCUAUGUCUACGACCCCCGCAGCAUUGGCGACAGUGACGGCACCCCCAAGAACCUUAUUGAUCCCCUUCAACAAGCAGAAGAUCUGACAGACAUCAUCACGCAUAUUUCCUCCCUUCCCAGUGUCGAGUCCUCGCAGAUUGCCCUCUGGGGCAUGUCCUUUGGUGGCACCGUCAGCGCCACGGCGGCGGCAGUCGACCGUCGCGUCAAGGCGCUCGUCAUGGUGUGCCCGAUCCUGAGCUUCUACCAGGCGGAGAAGCGGGAGAAGGCGUUUCUGCAGCUGAUGCGGGACCGGCAGUCGCAGCUGCGCGGCAACGAGCCCUUUAUGCUGCCGCCGUUCAACAGCAAGGGCGAGAACCCGAUUGGUAUGGCGGGCUCGGGCGGUCCCGGCGGGCUCGAGGCGUACGGCUUCAUGGGCGCCAUUAUUGACCGCGGCGCGCCCAACUUCCGCAACAAGAUUGCGCUGCAGACGUACCAAAAGCUGGCCAUGUGGCAGCCCAAGGAGAUUCUCAAGCUCGUGGACAAGACGCCUGUCAUGAUGGUCACGCCUGAGCUGGACACCAUGUCGCCGCCCGAGGAGCAAAAGGCCGCGUUUGCGCUCUUCCCGCAGACCAAGACCUUCCUGGAGGCCAAGGGCAAGGGUCAUCUCACUGUGCUGAGCGGCGAGGGCUCGGACAAGGUGGUGGACGCCAUGGCGGAGUUUGUACGGGAGAUUCUUGGAAGCUAG
Cordyceps militaris CM01 is the source of this 1014-nucleotide messenger RNA. RefSeq names its product DltD N-terminal domain protein. The record is from RefSeq and is a predicted model, not a curated record. Bases 1 to 1014 code for a protein of 337 amino acids. Lineage: Eukaryota; Fungi; Ascomycota; Sordariomycetes; Hypocreales; Cordycipitaceae. The transcript has 4 exons.